AUGGCGGGGGCCGCGACACAGCUCGCUCGGCCGAACCACGGCGGGCGGGGCUCGCGGAAGGAGGAAGUGGUGCGGAUGGCUGCGGCCCUGACGCGGGUGGGCGGCGGCGGGGUUCCUUCUCUGGUGGAGCCGGGCCAGCUCUUCUGCAAGCCGACGCCGCCGCGGACCCGCCUCCUGUUGCGGGCGGACGGAUCCAGCUACAUCUAUAGGCGCUUUGAGAUGGAGGAAAAGAAGCCUUAUGUGAUUGCCAUCAUCGUACAAGUGAUCUACGCUGGCAUGUUCGUCAUCAGUAAGGCGGCCUUCGACCAGGGGAUGAACACCUUUGUAUUCAUCUUCUACCGCCAGGCCGCCGCAUCUCUCCUGUUGCUUCCUGUCGCAGUUUUUCUUGAAAGGUAAACACCUAUGAUUAGCAUUCCCAUGAAAAAUGCACCACCCAUUUCAUUUAAGAUUAUCCUGAAGCUCUUCCUAUAUGCUUUCAUGGGGAAUACAUUUAGCUUAAACUUGUACAACUUAAGUAUGAAGCUCACAUCAGCAACCGUGGCAUCUGCAACAUUGAACUCUCAACCUGUGGUCACCUUCUGCUUGGCGCUGCUAUUAAGGAUGGAGGUGGUUAGGCUGAGGAGCUUCUCUGGAGUAGCCAAGGUCACCGGUGUAGUGCUUUGCCUUGCGGGGGUUUUGGUCAUUGCCUUAUACAGCGGACCUGGGAUAAGCCCUAUCAACCAUCACCGUGUCUUUGCUUCCCAUGCUUUGGGAACUCGAAGCAGGGCCACAUGGAUCAAAGGGACAUUCCUCAUGGUCCUUGCAAACAUGAUAUGGUCCUUGUGGCUUGUUAAGCAGGCUGCGGUACUCAAGGAGUACCCGAACAAGAUGCUUAUGACAUUAUCGCAAAGCGUUUUCAGCACGGUGCAGUCAUUCAUUGUUGCGGUAGUGGCCGAGAGGGACUUUUCUAAGUGGAAGCUCCACCUCGACAUCAGCUUACUGGCAAUCAUUUACAAUGGAUUUAUGGUGAAUGCCGUGUCCUUCUAUUUACAAGCAUGGUGUGUGGAGAUGAAAGGCCCCGUCUUCCUCACCUCCUGGACUCCACUAAGCCUUAUACUCACAAUAUUCUGCUCCUCCGUCCUAGGAGAAACUGUUCACCUCGGCAGUAUUGUUGGUGGAAUACUACUGGUCGGAGGCCUUUACAGCAUGCUAUGGGGUAAAAGCAAGGAAAACAAGGUCUUGCCAUGCAAGGUGAAUACAUUGGGCAUCGGUGUGCAAAAUGAACAGGAGCACCAACACAUGGAACAGAAGAAGGGCACGGAAGAGCAGCAGGUUGAACAAGUCUGA
Messenger RNA from Setaria italica (foxtail millet), 1326 nucleotides. Its product is annotated as WAT1-related protein At5g64700. Lineage: Eukaryota; Viridiplantae; Streptophyta; Magnoliopsida; Poales; Poaceae. Gene Ontology annotation, cellular component: plasma membrane. The transcript has 8 exons. Gene Ontology annotation, molecular function: transmembrane transporter activity. The record is from RefSeq and is a predicted model, not a curated record.